Brassica oleracea var. oleracea is the source of this 1813-nucleotide messenger RNA. Its product is annotated as high-affinity nitrate transporter 2.1. Bases 39 to 1631 code for a protein of 530 amino acids. The transcript has 3 exons. Gene Ontology annotation, cellular component: plasma membrane; plant-type vacuole membrane. The record is from RefSeq and is a predicted model, not a curated record. Gene Ontology annotation, biological process: nitrate transmembrane transport; cellular response to nitrate. Gene Ontology annotation, molecular function: nitrate transmembrane transporter activity. Lineage: Eukaryota; Viridiplantae; Streptophyta; Magnoliopsida; Brassicales; Brassicaceae.
UCAAAUCUCAAACUUGUGAAAGAAACAUCUUUUCAAAAAUGGGUGAUUCUACUGGCGAGCCGGGAAGCUCCAUGCAUGGAGUGACCGGUAGAGAACAAACAUUUGCUUUCUCGGUGGCUUCACCGAUUGUCCCAACCGACAAGACAGCAAAGUUCGACCUGCCGGUGGACUCGGAGCAUAAGGCAACGGUUUUCAAACUCUUCUCCUUCGCCAAACCUCACAUGAGAACGUUCCACCUCUCGUGGAUCUCUUUCUCCACAUGUUUCGUCUCGACAUUCGCAGCUGCACCACUUGUCCCAAUCAUCCGUGAGAAUCUCAACCUCACCAAACAAGACAUUGGAAAUGCUGGAGUUGCCUCGGUCUCGGGAAGUAUCUUCUCUAGGCUGGUGAUGGGAGCCGUGUGUGAUCUUUUGGGUCCACGUUACGGAUGUGCCUUCCUUGUGAUGCUUUCCGCGCCAACGGUGUUCUCGAUGAGCUUCGUGCAUGAUGCCGGAGGCUUUAUAACUGUGAGGUUCAUGAUUGGUUUCUGCCUUGCGACGUUCGUGUCUUGUCAAUAUUGGAUGAGUACUAUGUUCAAUAGUCAGAUCAUCGGUCUUGUGAACGGGACUGCCGCCGGAUGGGGUAACAUGGGUGGAGGCAUAACACAGUUGCUCAUGCCUAUUGUGUAUGAAAUCAUAAGGCGUUGUGGUGCAACAGCUUUCACGGCCUGGAGGAUUGCCUUCUUUGUCCCUGGAUGGUUGCACAUCAUCAUGGGAGUCUUGGUGCUCAAUCUAGGUCAAGAUCUUCCUGAUGGCAACCGAAGUGCCUUGGAGAAAAGGGGAGAAGUUGCCAAAGACAAAUUUGGAAAGAUUAUGUGGUACGCCGUUACAAACUACAGGACCUGGAUCUUCGUUCUUCUCUAUGGAUACUCCAUGGGAGUUGAGUUGAGCACUGAUAAUGUUAUCGCCGAGUACUUUUUUGACAGGUUUCACUUGAAGCUCCACACAGCCGGAAUCAUAGCAGCAUGUUUCGGUAUGGCCAAUUUCUUUGCUCGUCCAGCAGGAGGCUAUGCGUCUGACCUUGCAGCCAGGUACUUCGGUAUGAGAGGGCGGUUGUGGGCGUUGUGGAUCAUUCAAACAGCCGGUGGUCUCUUCUGUGUGUGGCUCGGCCGUGCAAACACCCUCGUAACUGCUGUUGUAGCUAUGAUCCUCUUCUCUUUAGGAGCACAAGCCGCUUGUGGAGCUACCUUUGCAAUCGUUCCCUUUGUUUCCCGGCGAGCCCUUGGAAUCAUCUCAGGUCUAACCGGAGCUGGAGGAAACUUUGGGUCAGGGCUCACACAGCUCAUAUUCUUCUCGACGUCAAAGUUCACAACCGAACAAGGGAUAACAUGGAUGGGGGUUAUGAUAGUUGCUUGCACGUUGCCUGUGACUUUAAUCCACUUCCCUCAAUGGGGAAGCAUGUUCUUGCCUCCUUCUAAAGAUCCAGUCAAAGGUACGGAGGAGCACUAUUAUGGUUCUGAGUGGAACGAGCAGGAGAAGCAGAAGAACAUGCAUCAAGGGAGCCUCCGGUUUGCGGAGAACGCUAAGUCCGAGGGUGGCCGCCGCGUCCGUUCUGCUGCUACGCCGCCUGAGAACACACCAAACAAUGUUUGAUCAUACUAGCUACAUGGAAGGGGUGAAGGAUGGUCGCAGAGAUAAGAAUAUAUAUGUCCCACAGUGAAAACAAAAUGCGAAUGUUAUCAAUGCAUGCUGGGCGUUAUUUAUUGUGUAUCUUUCUUUCUUUCACUGAAGAAACUUUUGUUUUGUUUACGGCUUCGAGAAAUAUUUUACUUUUA